Molecule: messenger RNA, 664 nt
Organism: Portunus trituberculatus (swimming crab)
Lineage: Eukaryota; Metazoa; Arthropoda; Malacostraca; Decapoda; Portunidae
Exons: 2
Coding region: 249-632 (127 amino acids)
Source: RefSeq, a predicted model, not a curated record
GUUAACCCAUGUGCUGGAUACCUCCAUAUUCAUGCUAGUUAAUAUGUUGAGUAUAUAGGUCCGCCCAUGUGGCUGGCUACCUUCAUAUUCAAGCAAGUGACUAUCUUUAUGUUGGUUAUUUAGGUUAAUUGUUGCUUCAGACCAAAUUAGAAGAUAUAGGCAUCGUGAUUCAGUGAUAACAUGUUAUUAAUAAUCCUUUUACGUCCAUCAGGGUCAAGAAAAGGUACAAUGAAAAGAAGCGGGAGUGCAUGCGGACUGGUGGCGGCCUCCCUCCUGUACAGAAACCAGAAGAGACGCCAAGCUCCGUCACCCUGGAAUUAAUAGGAGAAGAGCUGCAAAGCCUCGUAAAUGACUUUGACUGCGAUGGUCCCGAAUCAGCCCAUCAAGAAAUAUCAAAUGGGAAUCCUGUUGGUACUGUUGUACUACAAUUUCCACCACCCCCAUGCAAUUCUCCGACACCUCCUCCUUCAAAUAGGCCGGUGCCAUCAUUUCAGGCAACACCGCCUGUUUCUGGGCUCGAGACAUCCCAAGAAACCCCUGCACACCUCAGGCAAAUAAUACCCCAGCAGCUAAACAGGCCCACAAGAGGAUGCGUUCCCUUUCUUUCCAGGACCAGUGCUAUGAAAAAAUAAUGUUAUUGAAAAAGGAAGAACAUGAUUUACAU